GAACAGGUAUGUGAUGACGAGAAGCACUACACAGCUGACCACACUCAACAUGGCGGAGGUUUUCACACUAACUGCUGGCAAGCGACGCCCCUGUAACAUUAGACUGCUUUUAGCUAUGAGCACGUGACCUGACACCGAUGACUAACCAAGCGUGACAGCUACUAAUCGACUACCCAUCGCUGUUUUUUUUUUGUUUUUUUUUUUUAAAUUACAAGUGUCAGUUUUAGUAACCAUGGAAUAUGUGGUCAGCUGUGUUGUGCUUCUGGUCAUCACCUACCUGUUCUUUGAUCGCGUGCUGAGAUCCUUGAAGGUCGGUAACUAUGGCAACAAGUAUGUUUUUGUUACCGGAUGUGAUUCGGGCUUUGGACAACGACUCGCCAUCCGUCUAGACGGCCUAGGUUUCCACGUAUUUGCUGGAUGUCUGACAGACGAAGGAAGAAAAUAUUUAAGCUCCAACUGCUCCAAACGUCUUGUGACGGUACCUUUGGAUGUAACUAAAGGGGAGAGUAUCCAGGCAGCGCUACAGCUGGUCAAAGGGACGCUACCGGAAAACUCUGGUCUGUGGGGUUUGGUCAACAACGCCGGUAUAGCAGGAUUAGCAUGCUUCAGCGAGAUCUGUAUCCCUGAGGAUUAUCACCAGGUGUUCGCGGUCAACUUGUUCGGAGCUAUAGAAAUGUCAAGGGCGUUUCUACCGCUUCUAAGGAAGGCGGGUGGUCGGUUGGUAGCGACUGCAAGUGUGUGUGGGAGACUCGCCGCUGCUGCUGCCCCGUACACGGUGUCGAAAUUUGGUUUAGAGGCUUACAUGGACCUUCUGAGACGUGAACUCUAUAACAAAGGGGUCAGGGUGAUUCUGGUGGAGCCCGGGGCGUUCAAGACGACCAUCUAUGAUGUUGAGCAGACGGUGGCUCGAGUGAGGUCAGCGUACAACAGGGCCAGUGAAGAGGUGCAGGACACCUACAGGGCAGCCAUGGCUAACCAUGAAAGAAACCUGAAUCGACUUGUGGCUUCCAGCAACCCCAACCUUGACCUUGUAGUGGACGACUACAUCCACGGCCUGACCUCCAGGUAUCCUAGGACCAGAUACUCACCUGGCACUGAUGCUAAGCUGUUCUACAUCCCAGUCUCCUACCUGCCGACACGCUUCACUGACUGGCUGCUACAGACGCCUUAGUCUGGCUACA
Physella acuta is the source of this 1181-nucleotide messenger RNA. RefSeq names its product 17-beta-hydroxysteroid dehydrogenase type 6-like. Gene Ontology annotation, molecular function: oxidoreductase activity. NCBI's taxonomy places the organism in Eukaryota, Metazoa, Mollusca, Gastropoda, Physidae. The record is from RefSeq and is a predicted model, not a curated record. Gene Ontology annotation, biological process: steroid metabolic process.